UUCCAUUUCUAUUCCCAUUCCAUUUCUCAUCUCCAUCAAAUCUUUCUUCCUAGGGUUUUCUCAAAACCAUAUUGAAAAACUAAACAAGCAACAAAAAUGGAUGUUGAAAGUAUUUUUCCAUCAGAGAGUGAUCUUGAUCUAAGUUUCACAAGUUGUGCUUCAUCAACAACAACAGAUCGUACCUUCACUUGUUCCAGUGGUCGCAGUAGUUUAACAUUAAGUUUCAAUGAAUCUCGUCUUGGUACGUCUUCAUCUUCUUCAUUAUCAUCAAAUACUCAUAGACCUCACCGGAAAAAUGAUCCACAUUGGGCAGCUAUUCAAACAGUAACAAAUCUAUCACCUGAUGGUACUUUACAUCUAAAUCAUCUCAAACUUCUUAGUCAUCUCGGUAGUGGCAAUCUUGGACGUGUAUUUCUCUGCCGUCUUAAAGAUUAUGAUAAUACCGAUGCUACUUUUGCUCUUAAAGUUAUUGAUAGAGAAUCAUUGACUAAUAAAAAACUUUCUCAUGUUAUGAUGGAAUCUCAGAUUCUUUCAAUAGUUGAUCAUCCAUUUCUUCCUACUCUUUAUGCACACAUCGAUGUUUCUCAUUACACAUGUCUUCUGAUCGAUUACUGUCCCGGUGGUGAUUUGCAUUCAUUAUUACGUAAGCAACCUGGAAACCGCUUUAGAAUCGACGCCGUUAGAUUCUUCGCCUCGGAAAUAUUAGUUGGUUUAGAGUAUUUGCAUGCACUUGGAGUGGUUUACAGAGAUUUGAAGCCAGAAAAUAUUUUAAUCCGUGAAGAUGGUCAUGUUAUGUUAUCAGAUUUUGAUCUGUGUUUUACUGCUGACGUGGUGCCUACAUUGCAAAAGCGGUUUUCUUCUAAAAAAGUGAGAUCAUCUAAAAGCCGGUUUAGUUGUUUCGGAGCGGUUUUUGGACGGAGAAGAGAAAUCAGUGAUGAGGAAAUGACUGAGUUUGUAGCUGAACCAACCGGAGCUUAUUCUAGGUCCUGUGUUGGAACUCAUGAGUAUUUAGCACCUGAGUUAGUUAACGGCAACGGACACGGUAACGGUGUUGAUUGGUGGGCAUUUGGGAUUUUCUUGUACGAGUUAUUGUACGGAAGAACUCCGUUUAAGGGACGCACAAAAGAACAAACGUUGAGAAACAUAGCAUCAUCACGGCCGUUUGAUUUUCCAGAGUGCGACGUGGAAGAAGAAGAUGGAGUGGCGGAGGUUAAGGAUUUGAUAGCAAGAUUGCUAGUGAAAGAUCCAAGGAGAAGACUAGGAUGCGCAUGGGGUGCUUCUGAUGUUAAACGACACCCAUUUUUUGACCAGAUUAAAUGGGCUUUGAUUAGGACUUAUAGUCCACCUGAUGUACCUGGGCUUUUGAAGAUGAAGAAGAAGAAGAAUCACGUGAUGAGUCACGUGGGUAGUAGUGGUAAAUUCUCUACUUCGUCGUUUAAGAAAAUAAGCCGGUGGUCAUGGAGGGGUUUAAGUAGUUUUAUUAAAGGAAAAAGAGUGUGAGAUUCUAAUUAUAAAUAAAAAGUUGGGAGGGUUAGAAUGUAAAGGGAAGUAGUAGUUGCAGUAAAAAUUCAUAUUUAGCCUGUUUUUAUUUGUGAAAAAAAUGAGAGGUUACUUGGCAUUUUUGGGAUUCUUUUUUGUGUGUAUGUGUAGUGUUGUCUUAGAGAGAAAAGGGAACCCACGUGAUGAUGGGGUUUAUGAAUUACACAUUUUACGGUACUAUGAACGGUGUUGCAUAUGAUUGUAAAAUGAAAGGAGAAUAAAAUACAUAUUGAACUUUUUA
Messenger RNA from Papaver somniferum (opium poppy), 1780 nucleotides. RefSeq names its product serine/threonine-protein kinase WAG1-like. Lineage: Eukaryota; Viridiplantae; Streptophyta; Magnoliopsida; Ranunculales; Papaveraceae. Gene Ontology annotation, cellular component: plasma membrane; cytoplasm; nucleus. Gene Ontology annotation, molecular function: ATP binding; protein serine/threonine kinase activity. Bases 97 to 1500 code for a protein of 467 amino acids. Gene Ontology annotation, biological process: protein phosphorylation. The transcript has a single exon. The record is from RefSeq and is a predicted model, not a curated record.